AUGACCGAAUCAAUAAUAACUAUUUCACCUAAAACAUCACCAUAUCGGUCUAAGAUUCAUACACGUGUUGCAACUCCAGGUUCUUCAUCAUCGUCCGUUGGUCAUUAUAUUUCAUCACCUCAUAAUCGAAAUAAUGAUCAACAUUUAUUAUCAAAUGAAAAAUUACAAUUAAAAAAAUUAAAUGAUCAAUUUUUAACAUAUAUAGAACGUGUUCGUUUAUUUGAAACAUAUAAUAAUUGUUUAACCUUACAUUGUGAACAAAUAAAAACAGCUCAAGAACGUACAAAAUCUAAAUUAAAUUUACUUGAACAAGAAUAUGAUGAAUAUCAACAAGAAAGAUUUACUCGAGAAAGAAAAGAUUUACAAUUAGAACAUGAAAAUUUUCAAAUUAUUGACAAACAAGUUAAUGAAUAUAAAAAUAAAGAAAGUUUUUUUCAACAUGAACAUGAUUCAUAUCGAAAACAAAUUAUUGAUUUACAAAAACAAUCGGUUGAUUUGCAAGCAAAAACCGAACAUCUACGUUUUGAUUAUGAAAAUGUAAAUGAUGAUAAUGUUCAUUGUCGAAGACAAAUAUCCUAUUAUCAAUUACUUAAAUCAUCAAUUCUUGAUGAAAUUACUCGUCAACGUGAUAUAAAUCAACGUACACAAUUAGAAGUUGACGAUUUGAAAAUGCAAAAACAAAUAACAGUUCAAGCAUAUGAAGCUGAUAAACAAGUAGUUGAAAUUCAUAACGAUAAUAUUGUAUAUGAUCUAACAACAAACUUUCGUCUUGAUGGUAAUGGAAAAAAUGUUUUAACAGAAAUGUUAAAUGAAAUCCGUGAAGAAUAUAAAGUGAAAAAUAAUGAAAUGCGUGAUGAACUUCAUCGAAAAUAUUUACAUGAAUAUAAUAAACAUAUAAAAAAGGAAGUUGAUCGAAAUUUAAUUGUAACAAACCGAGAAGAUAUUGAACGACGUCAUCUAUCCGAUGAAUUAAAUUCUUUAAAGGAUAAACGAUUAUUACUACAUCAAAAAGUAACUUUAAUACAAGAACAUUAUAAACAAUUAGAAAUGAAUUUUCAACGAGAAAUAAAACGACAGAAAAAUAUGCAAAAUACAUAUGAUGAUCAAAUAAAUGAUUUACGUUUAUCAGUUCAAGAAUAUGAAAAUCUUCUUAAUAAUAGUAUAUUCAUUCGUCAACCAAUACUUCAACCUGAAGUUAAUAAAUAUCGACAAUUACUUGAAGGUUCCGAUCAACAAAAAGGUCUUCGACAAUUGAUUAAUAUAUCAAAUGAACCCGGUCGUUUUCUACCUAUUAAUCGUUCAACAACUCCUCCUCCUUCUCCACCACCACCACUCCUACCACCUGCUCCUAUGAAGAGAUCUCAAACAAUAUCAAUACUUUUCGAUCUUCCAACUCUUACUCGUCAAAAUUCUAUUAGUGAAGCCUCAUAUGAAACAGCACCUGUAUCACAAAUAACGACACCAACAGCAACAACGACUAAUAAUCAACAGUAUCUUACCUUUAAUUCAGUUAAUGAUAAAUUAUCUCAUCAUGAUUAUGAUACUGAUAAUGAUCAAUCACAAACAAUUCAAUAUUUAUCUGGUCGUAGUAGUCGAUUAACAAGUGCAACAGAUACAACACCAUUAGCUAUGACACCAAGAGCUACAACACCAACAAAUCAAGAAUCAUUAUCAUAUAAUGAUUUUAUUAAUCAUGAUGAAACAAUUGUUGAAGUACCCAUUGAUAUAUCUCAUACAGAUAUUGCAAUAAAUCAAACUUUACCAUUUAUACCAAUGAUGACAGUAUCUCAAAAUGAUAUUGAUGCAAAUAAAAAUAUUAUAUCCGAUGGACAACAAUCUCCAUUGAUUUCAACAUUAGAAAAACGAGAAGAACUAGAAAAUACAUCUAUCGAUUCAAUAAUUUUAAUAUCAUCCGAAAUAAUAAAUCGAAUUACUAUCGAUAUUGAUUCUACACCAAAUGAUAACAAAGUUGAAAUGAAAAUAGUAUCACCAAAUACACCAAUUAUGUCUGUUAAUGAACAAUCAAAAUCAGCUAUAUCACCUACAAUUGUAUCUAAUCAAUCAGAACCAGAACGAGAAUCAAAUAUUGUUGAAGUACCAGUAACAACAAUAAAUCCAUUGGCUAAAUUAAUUUCAACUAUGUUACCUAAUGCAACGCCAUUUAUUCCAACUUCAAAUGUUUCUAAUAAUCGUCCAGUUUCACCAGUGCCAAUUCCAAUAUCGACUAUGAAUAACAAUGCAGCAGCUUUUGUUCCUGGCCAACAGCAACAACAUGGAAGUGGACAACAGCAAAAUUUAAAUAAUAUGAAUGGUGGACAAUGGAAUGGAGUUGGUGCUCGAGGAGGAGGUGGAGGAAAUCGACGUGGACAAAAUGGUGGCGGUGGUUUUCAUCAAGGUGGUGGUGGAAAUCAACGAUCAGGAGGUGGAAACAAUUGGAAUCAAGGUGGUGGUGGUGGUGGUGGUUAUCAAAAGCCUCGUCGUGGACAAAAAUAA
Molecule: messenger RNA, 2493 nt
Organism: Adineta steineri
Lineage: Eukaryota; Metazoa; Rotifera; Eurotatoria; Adinetida; Adinetidae
Source: the annotation of a GenBank genome assembly